AUGGGACGAACUCUCGCAUACCCCAAGCGCUCAUCAAACACGGUCAACCGAUACAACCAUCGAGCGACAUAUGAUCUGGGCGCAAUCCAUUCUAUCAUUAACGAAUCCCAAGUGCUAAAUGUCUCCUUCAACCCGGGCCCCGAAGAUCCAUUCCCGACGAUCCUGCCCAUGAUCGGACAAAUGGGAUCCUUCGAAUUUCCUUCUGCGGACAUCAACGAGCCUCUGGAAUGCUACCUUCACGGGUAUGUCAGCUCCAGAAUUAUGAACCUUGCACGCAGCAACGAAGUUGGAGGUCUUCCCAUCUGCAUUGCUAGCAGCAAGGUUGAUGGACUGGUCAUGUCCUUGACCCCCAAUUCCCACAGCUACAAUUAUCGCUCGGUGGUCCUUCACGGAUACGCGAAACUUGUCACGGAUGAAGAUGAGAAGCUUUGGGCGAUGAAGCUCAUCACUAAUUCUGUGGUCGCUGAUCGCUGGGACAACACUCGUGUGCCGCCCGACCGAGCGGAAAUGUCAUCAACCGUUAUUCUGAGGGUGAAUAUCGUUGAUGGUAGUGGGAAGACGCGAGAUGGACCCCCAUCUGAUGAGCGCAAGGACACGGAGAGGGAUGAGAUUACGGGACGCGUUUGGACGGGCGUGAUUCCUGUUUAUGAAACCUUUGGAGAGCCUAUUCCUAGUCAAGGAAACACGCUCACUGAAGUGCCUGAGCAUAUCACCAAGUUUAUUAAGGCGAAAAACUCUCAGAAUCAGGCUUUGGCAGAUCGUGCUGCCAGGCCUCCUGUUAGCUAG
This is a messenger RNA of Penicillium verhagenii, 786 nucleotides long. RefSeq names its product pyridoxamine 5'-phosphate oxidase family protein. The record is from RefSeq and is a predicted model, not a curated record. NCBI's taxonomy places the organism in Eukaryota, Fungi, Ascomycota, Eurotiomycetes, Eurotiales, Aspergillaceae. The transcript has 2 exons. Bases 1 to 786 code for a protein of 261 amino acids.